Molecule: messenger RNA, 3671 nt
Organism: Archocentrus centrarchus (flier cichlid)
Lineage: Eukaryota; Metazoa; Chordata; Actinopteri; Cichliformes; Cichlidae
Gene: asic2
Product: acid-sensing (proton-gated) ion channel 2
Exons: 11
Coding region: 175-1734 (519 amino acids)
Biological process (GO): sodium ion transmembrane transport
Cellular component (GO): plasma membrane
Molecular function (GO): ligand-gated sodium channel activity
Source: RefSeq, a predicted model, not a curated record
CACCCCCUCCUUCUUACGCUUUUCUCCGUGUCCCUCUCUCUUUCACACGCACACGAACCCACACGUGCGCUGUCAGACUCACACACACUCGCGCCGGCUGGAUGUCUUCUCGCUAGGCUGAACGAGAGAGGUGUAAGUUUACGGAUGCUCCCUGGCUGAGGAGGUGGAGAGCUGAUGAUGGAUCUGAAGGAGAACUGUGGCAGUCAGGGGAGCCAGGAAAGCUCCAGCCUGCGUCCCACCUCCUGGCAGGCCUUCGCCCACACCAGCACGCUGCAUGGCCUUCGCUUUGUCUUCCCUUAUGGUCAGCCCAGCGCACGCCGCUUGCUUUGGGCUGUGGCUCUGUUGGCCUGCCUGGGACUGUUAGCCCUGGAGAGUACAGAGCGGUUGGCCUAUUUCCUCUCCUACCCUCAUGUGACCAGUGUGGAUGCUGUGGUGUCGAGCAGCCUGGUUUUCCCUGCUGUGACCAUUUGUAACCUCAAUGUGUAUCGCUUCAGCCAUCUCACGCGCAAUGACUUGUACCAUGCUGGAGAGCUGCUAGCCCUGCUGGAUGUGCACCUGGCUAUUCCCCAGCCACACCUGGCUGAGCCUGAUGUGCUUGCUUUCCUGCAAGAGAAGGCCAACUUCACGGCCUACAGGCCCAAAGCGUUCAGCAUGAAGGAGUUCAUUGAGAGGGUUGGCCAUGACUUGGAAGAGAUGAUGCUCUACUGCAGAUACCAAGGUGAAGAUUGCAGCCCUAGCGACUUCAAAACCGUGUUCACCAGAUAUGGGAAGUGCUAUAUGUUCAACGCUGCAGAAGAGGGGAAGACACUGCGCACCACCAUGAAGGGAGGGACGGGAAAUGGCCUGGAGAUCAUGCUGGACAUCCAGCAAGAUGAGUACCUGCCUGUAUGGGGCGACACAGAGGAUACAGCCUUUGAGGCAGGUGUGCGGGUCCAAAUCCACAGCCAGGCGGAGCCCCCAUUCAUUCAUGAGCUGGGCUUUGGUGUGGCACCUGGCUUCCAGACCUUUGUAGCAACACAGGAACAGAGGCUGACCUACCUGCCUCCCCCAUGGGGCGAGUGUGAGUCCAGAGCUCUGGAGUCGGGCUUUUUCCAGGUCUACAGUGUAACUGCCUGCAGGAUCGACUGUGAAACGCGCUACAUUGUGGAGAAUUGCAACUGCAGGAUGGUGCACAUGCCUGGAGAUGCGUCAUACUGCACACCUGAGCAGUACAAGGACUGCGCUGAGCCUGCCCUCGCCAAACUGUCCGCUGUGGAGAGCAGUAACUGCAUGUGCAGGACGCCAUGCAACAUGACCCGCUACAACAAAGAGUUAUCCAUGGUCAAAAUCCCCAGCAAGACCUCGGCCCGCUACCUGCAGAAGAAGUUCAACAAGUCAGAGAAGUACAUUACAGACAACAUCUUGGUGCUGGAUGUGUUCUUUGAAGCUUUGAACUACGAGACCAUUGAGCAGAAGAAAGCCUAUGAGGUGGCAGGCUUGCUGGGUGAUAUUGGUGGCCAGAUGGGUUUGUUCAUCGGAGCCAGCAUCCUCACCAUCUUAGAGUUGUUUGACUAUGCUUAUGAGGUGGUGAAAGACAGACUACUGGACUUAUUAAGUAGAGAGGAGGAGGAGGAGAGUCAUGGAGAGGAUGUGAGUUCCUGUGACCCGGUGGCAAAUCACUCAGAGUCCAUCAGCCACACAGUGACAGUCCCCCUGCAGACAACGCUGGGCACCCUGGAGGAGAUUGCCUGCUGAAUCUGUUCUCCCUUCCCCUCAGAGCAACACAUAUCCGUCGGCUGCCUCCGCUAGGUGGGGCCACAUCCUUCGCUAUGGCAUCUUGCAGGACCUUAACAAGGGAGGGGAGGAGACAAGGACAAGAACAUGGGUUGAUCUAAGGGCAGCGCUUCGCUCUGUCACAACCCCCCUGACUGAGGCACUAAUGAGGAUGAAGGAGCUGUCAGCUGGACUUAUCAGCACUUUCUGUCACCCUGCAGUGGGAGGGUGGCCUUUGCUGUGCCAAACCCGCAGUGGGGUCUGAGUCUCCACAUGCACACACACACACACUCACACACACACACACACACACACACACAGAAAAUCAGUGACUGGCUGGGACAAUUACCUGUAAAGGGGACUCAUCCCUGUGCAGCAUAUUUAUGUAAAAAACCCACAAAUAUGUUGCUCACUGCCAAAUGAACUGUACAAAAUUGGUUUCGACUGUCCAAACUGCAUGCUUCGAUCUCUCUUGCUCUCUUUGCUGACGCAUACUGGACUGCAGUGUUGCUUUACUCUAUAUGUGCGCCAUUUGUCUCUCCAUCUGCAGCACAAGCCUAUGACAAGGGCCCAGGUGAGAUAUUGAACUUCGAAUGUACAGAUUGAACUUAUGGUUGUUUCAAAUCGUAGUUCAGGUGUGACCAAACCAUCUCUGAAAUUCUAUUCUAAUGAGCAAGUUCUCAUUUCUUACAACAUGUAGUUAAUUAUCUUUGUGGCAGAAGGAGUUGGUGAUCUAUGAGGAAAAACACCUUAAUAUUUUCUUUUGCUUUCUUUAUUGAAAACAAUGUAAAAUCAGCCCACAUCUUGCAUAUUAUUUUUGCCUUUCAGUUUUUAUUUAAUCAGUUUGCCAGAAGACAGGUUUGCUGUGUGAGUUGUGCGAUGCUAAGCUCUUCUUUACAGGCAUCUUUAAAAGGAUGUCAUACACUUACGUUUAAUUUAUGUGAAUAAAGGACUUGCUUCUGGCUGCAGCACUUCACCAGACGAUUUAUUUGCCUGCCAGACAGCAAGCCUUGUACAAAACGCUGUAGUAAAUGAAUACGGCCGGGGGAGUUGAUAAACCAUUAUUUCAUUAAGCGAAUGUCAGGGUGGAAUUUUGGACAGCUAUUACCUUUUUAUCAAGGAUUGCAUCAUUUUGUCCUUUGCCAAAAGAAAUCCCCAAGCCUAACAAUUUUAAACAAUUUUCAUGAUUAUAAAAAUGAUUACAAAAGCACCACAAGGAGUUUUUGACUAGGAUACUUGUUAGGAUACAGGGUCUGCUGUGUUACGGUGUAAAUAAUUGUGUUUUGUUUUCACUCUGUUGCUUUCAUAAAAACGGGUACCAUGCAGAUAUGCCUGAAGCAAAUCUUAUUUAAAAGAACUUUGGUGAAACAUCAAUUCUGGGUCCACAAUUGGCUACAUAUCUGUCACAUUCCUUUAAUACUAUUACUCAUUCAGCAGUUCUAAGUAGGCGAGUGUGUUAUUGAGGUAGUUGAAUGUCAUGCUAAAAAUGAAAGACCCAUGCUUUUCAGUGCAGGUUUAGCUGAACCUUCAGUGUUCUCAAAAGAAACCAUUACAUAGUUGUGGCUUCACACCAAAAGCUUUUGUGAUACUACUUGGAAGAUUUAGUGUAUCUGAAUUUUUUUAUUUCUAGUCCAUGAUCAUCCUGGCAUGGUCUCCGUCAUCAUGGCAAUGUACAUUACAGGUAGGAAUGAAUUCAAGUGCUUUGUGAGACAGUUUGAAUUAUGAUUUCCCAUCUGUGGCUCAAUCUGCUGUGUGUACUGUCUCAUGUUGUGGCUUCAGACGAACACAGUCCUUAGCUAAUCUGUGCGGGGUGGGAGACGAAUGUGUCUCUCUUCUCUCGCCGGUACCCAUACUGGCUGUUUCUUCUGUCUACAUCAGCUUCAGUUGUUAUUGAAGGACAGCGUUUUCUCAUUUUGUGA